UCUGAGGAGGAAAGAGCCAGCCUGUGCUGGGAAGGCAGCCGGAGGUUGAGGGGGAGCCCUGACCUGGUUGUCCCUGAGCAGCCUUUCAGCAGGGAUAAGCCCUUCAGGUGCUUGGAAUGUGGGAAGAGCUUCAGACAGAGCACUGCCCUCCUCACCCACCAGCACAUCCACACGGGGGAACGGCCCUACACGUGUGGGCAAUGUGGGCAGAGCUUCAAUGACAACUCCAACCUGAUCCGACACCACCGCAUCCACACUGGGGAGGGGCGCCACAUCUGUGGGGAAUGUGGGAAGAGCUUCAGGGACAACUCCACUCUGAUGCUGCACCAGCGCAUCCACACUGGACAACAGCCCUACCCGUGUAAGGAUUGUGGGAAGAGCUUCAAUGACAGCUCCAACCUGAUCCGACACAAGCGCAUCCACACCGGGGAACGGCCCUACAAGUGUGGGGAGUGUGGGAAGAUGUUUCGGACCAGCUCAGAUCUUCUCAGGCAUGAGCGGACACACACGGAUGAGAGGCCCUUCCGCUGCACCGAGUGCGGCAAUGGGUUCCACCAGCACUCCCACCUUGUUGUGCACCGGCGCAUCCAUACCAGGGAGAGGCCGUACAUGUGUGGGGAGUGUUGGAAAAGCUUCACCCAGAGGUCUAAGUUGACCAGACACCAACAGACCCACUGGUAAGGGAAGCCUGCGUGUGCCCCAACUGUGCGAGAAGCUUCAGCUGUAGGUUCCAUCCCAAAUGAAGCCCCUGAUGGUGAGGCAACCCCUGGAGUCCAGUGACUGUCAGUCCAUCCCUUUCCACUAGAAAGGGUCAGUCCCCUUUCACAGGGACAGGUUCUUCCAACAGAACCCUUCUUGGGGGUGUGUUUGGAGAUUCCUGCCUUGGCUGGGGACCCCCCAAGGUCAGUCCUGGAGGUUGAGAGCAGAGAUCUUCCCACGAGGGUUGGUCUGGGGGAGUUCCAUCCAUCUCUAAUUAAGAAUUCUUGCUUUUGU
Lepidothrix coronata (blue-crowned manakin) is the source of this 993-nucleotide messenger RNA. Its product is annotated as zinc finger protein 239-like. Gene Ontology annotation, molecular function: RNA polymerase II cis-regulatory region sequence-specific DNA binding; DNA-binding transcription activator activity, RNA polymerase II-specific. The transcript has a single exon. Gene Ontology annotation, cellular component: nucleus. The annotation marks the transcript as partial. Gene Ontology annotation, biological process: regulation of transcription by RNA polymerase II. Lineage: Eukaryota; Metazoa; Chordata; Aves; Passeriformes; Pipridae. The record is from RefSeq and is a predicted model, not a curated record.